Micropterus dolomieu (smallmouth bass) is the source of this 1389-nucleotide messenger RNA. RefSeq names its product E3 SUMO-protein ligase ZBED1-like. The transcript has 2 exons. Lineage: Eukaryota; Metazoa; Chordata; Actinopteri; Centrarchiformes; Centrarchidae. The coding region runs from base 1 to 1389 and encodes 462 amino acids. Gene Ontology annotation, molecular function: protein dimerization activity. The record is from RefSeq and is a predicted model, not a curated record.
AUGGCCCCUGUUGCAACUGUGGAACAAGUCGGAUUCAAAAAGCUACUGAAAAUGAUGGACCCGAGAUAUGAGCUUCCCAGUCGCAACUACUUUGCACGAGAAGCACUGCCACAAAUGUACACUGACGUCAGGCAGAGCCUUGCUGACCGGCUCGCUAACAUGACUCAUUUUGGGUUGACCAGCGAUAUGUGGUCAAGCAGGACGUGUGAGCCUUACAUGAGCGUGACAGUUCACUUCAUUCAAGACUGGGAGAUGAAAACAGCGUGUCUUCAAACAAGUUAUUUCCCCCAGGAUCACACCGGUGAGCAUAUAGCUGAGGCCCUGCAGGACGCAAUUGCAAGCUGGAAACUCCAAGAAAAGCAUCUGGUUGCUAUAACAACCGACAACGAGAGCAACAUCGUCAAAGCGGUUGAGCUGAACGAGUGGCUGAGGAUGCAGUGCUUCGGUCACAGACUACACUUGGCUAUUGGACAUGGCAUGAAUGACAAGCGCGUCACCCGGGCCAUUUCUCUGUGCAAGAGAAUUGUAAGCUGUUUUUCAUACAGCUGGAAGAAAAGGAGACAUCUUGCUGAAGUCCAGAUUCAGCUGGGUCUGCCAAGUCACCAACUCAUAACCGAGUCUGCCACACGCUGGGGAUCGAGGCAGCAGAUGAUAGAGAGAGUCCUGGAGCAGGAAGGAGCACUGGCCAAAGUCCUGUCUAAUGACAAAAAGACCAGGCACCUUGUCCCUACCUGGCAGGACUUAGAGGUCCUAGAAGCAGUCCAAAAGAACGAAAGUCUCCUGGCAUGUGAACUGGGUGAUAGCGAGCUUUGUAAAGCGAUCAAGACCAGCAUUGUUGAAUACCUCAACAGCAAGUAUUCUGACCCUGCCACUACUGACCUAUUGGAGAUGGCUUCAUUUGUGGAUCCACGGUUCAGGGCCACCUACAUCCCAAGUGAAAAAGUCGAUGCAUUGAAGCACAGAGCUGUCCUGGAGGUGGAGACGCUACUGGCUGAUCAACCGCCUUACCUACAUGUGCCCACUGUGCCUGAACCUGCAGAUGGAGAAGCAGCAGUAGCACCAAAAGCUAAGACACUGGCAAGCUUCUUCAAGCAGCGCACAGCCACCACCACUGCACCAACCAAGAGGGGGGCUAUUGAAAAUGAACUGUCAAGUUACUUGCAGUCAGCAAGUGUGGAGAGUGACACUGAUCCCCUCAAGUGUUGGAAGGAUCAUGAAGUUGUCUUUCCAGCUCUGAGCCACCUAACAAAAAAGUAUCCCUUGGUACCAGCUACCAGUUCACCCUCUGAACGUGUUUUCAGCUGCAGUGGUAAUAUCGUGACCUGCCACAAAGCAUCUCUGAACCCGGAUGCCAUUGACAGGCUGGUGUUUCUCGCACAAAAUCUUUAA